GCAACCGAACUAUGCGCAAUCGCCCCUACUUUAAUCUGAGGUCAAUAACCCGCCUUUUCUUCUUCUGUACAUCUCCAUAGUCAAAUGCCAUACUUGAAUCCAACAGCUCCCCCGGAGCUAUCAUAUACAUGCGCAAACUAUGCUAACUACCAAGAGGCCGUUUCUGGCUGAUGAAGAGUUGGGGAAGAAGGAUGACGACCAUCGGCCACGGAAGCCUUCGCAUUUUUGGCGCUCGUCAAAACAAUGGAAGCCACCACGACUGCGGCGAAUCGUACUUGGAGUUGCUGCAUUGUAUAUGCUCUAUGUCUUCUUUAGAAAUAUGCCCACCGAUCUUUCGCCUGCCCCGGAGCGGUUGAACCCUGCACUUGCAGAAAUGCGACAGAAAGCUGGAAUGUCAUGGUCUCCUCCCACACCAUCGUCCGCCAUCCCUCAACGGGGCCCUCCUCCACGGGACGAGUUUGCGCCCGAAGGGAGUCUUUACUAUGAGGGAAGCGUUCUCUUCCACUCGCUUGGUCAAACUUUGUAUAGGUUUCGCAAAUUCCCUGGUGCCCAUGGAUUGCCUGCCAGUCGUGCAGUUAUCUUUGCUGGUGCAAGUCUGAAAAGCAUCUCGGAUCUUCUCCCUCUCGCCUGUAAAAUGGCUUAUCAAAGGGCCAAUGAGGUUCAUCUUGUGCUCAUGGGGAGGGAUGGCGUCUCGAUUGAAGGAAUCCAGCAUGUAAAUGGCAUCGAUGACAGCGACUGCCCUAUCUAUUGGCAUGAUGGUCGGGUAGAUUAUGCGCAGUGGUCGACGGAUGCUCGCAUGGAGAGGGCUGUUGCAGCCGGGUUAGCUUACGUGCAAGCUUAUCUAUCUCCCCAAGCGGUGAUCACACAAGGCGAAUCUUUGGAAGAGGUGUUUUUCUUACAAGGUAUUGAGAAGAAGGCCCGAGAGCUCAGCACCACCCAUAUCGUGCUUCCCACCGCGGCUAGGGAUGUUAUGUGGAUGUCUUCCUUGGAUAGUCAAUCCCUUCAAGCGUGGAACGAUGUGCGCGUUGAGAUUCUGAUUCAAGCUCCUACCGAAUCCUCGGGGUCUUUUAUCAGAUUAAUUCGAUCCCUGAAAGAUGCGGACUACCUUGGGUCAGUGCCCGGCCUGACUAUUGAAUUGCCCCAUGAUGUAGAUCCGGAACUUCUCCAGUUUCUGAAGACGAUGAAAUGGCCUUCUAAUGCCUCGAACAAGGUCACUCUCCGCCGACGUGUGCGACAUGGCGUUUUGGAUGCGGCCGAAGCUGCUUUGAGAACUGCGGAGGCUUUCUAUCCCCAGGAUCCAAACAUGACCCAUGUGCUUAUGCUUUCCCCGCAAACAGAGUUAUCGGUCUCUUUUUACCACUACCUAAAGCAUACUGUGUUGAAAUACAAAUACUCGGCAAACGCGGAACAGACGGCAUCUGACCUACUCGGAAUAUCAUUAGAGCUUCCGUCCUCACUUCCUACUAAGGAUGAAUCAUCCAACUCUCCAAUUAUUGAUACCUAUCGCCCCGCGAGCUUAGAUGAAAGAGAGGCCAUGCCUGUCUCCUUGGGACAGGUUCCGAACAGCAACGCCGCGUUAUAUUUCGGAGACAAAUGGGUCGAGUUCCAGUCCUUUAUUUCAGAGCGGCUUGCCAAGGAAGAGACUUCGUCUCAUGAGAAGGUCAUCUCGGAGAGAUAUCCGGCUGUUAUGGAGUACUUACUGGAGUUCAUGCGCGCAAGAGACUAUUAUUUACUCUAUCCAGCUGCUAGCGGCACUCAGACUCUAGCGACUGUUCAUAGUGACUUAUUCCAAAUCCCGGAAGAAUAUUCUGAAGAAGGCUGGACCUAGUCUACCAAGUCUGACAACGUUGACGACCGGUCCAACCGAACGCGAAACCGUCUCUCAAAUACUUUUGUACACUUUCUUUAUGAGUACUGGUAAGAGAUACCCCUGCGGUAUAUCAAAGUUAUUGCACGGUAUUCUGUGUACCUUGAAUGUAAAAUCAAUUAGAAGGCACGAAGUAUUUGUGAGUGGCAAGGAGAGAUGAUGGAUGAUGUACAUGAUACUUACUAUCUUCGACAGCUUUAUGAUGUCCAUUGAGGUACCUUUAAGCAACCUAUUCUUCUGGCCUUUUACUAGUUGGCGGCUCGAAACGCGAGUUGUUUCUGUUAUAUGUUUCUUUUUUGACCAGGUCCAGAAAAGGCGCUUC
This is a messenger RNA of Aspergillus pseudonomiae, 2189 nucleotides long. RefSeq lists its product as uncharacterized. The coding region runs from base 140 to 1828 and encodes 562 amino acids. The transcript is spliced from 3 exons. Lineage: Eukaryota; Fungi; Ascomycota; Eurotiomycetes; Eurotiales; Aspergillaceae. The record is from RefSeq and is a predicted model, not a curated record.